AUGCGCUCGUUCAACGGAUUCGUGUGCGAAAUCAACAAUACUCAUUUAAAGGUUGGACAAUAUUUGCUACCAUUUUUUUCAAUUUUUCCGACGCAUUUACAGAUCCUCGACCCGAUCCAUAACGUCGUCGAGGUGCCCGUCCAGAAAUCGAUCGAUUCCGUUCGAAUCGGAGACUACGUCGAGUACGCCGGACCCGCAGACAUUCUGAAACCGACAAUAUCGCCCGACUCAGCGAUCCUCGACGUUUCGGUUUCGGAAACCAACAAUAUAUUUAUAAAAACUGUGGCCGUCGCGCCGAUCGAUGCCCAUCUUCCGGCCGACAUUCUCAAGAGAUAUCGAAGGACCGUCUGGUCGCCGUACCUCCAGACCGUUCGCGAUCCUCAGCUCAUCUUUUUGAAGGCGAAUCCGAGAAUGGAGGCGGCCGAGGUGACCGUCAAAUUUGCGCCCGGUCCCGACGGAUUACACUUUGAAGUGGUCCGAGUCGGCGAGCUGAGGGCCACGUGGAAACCGGCCCUGGAGACGUUGGAUGCUGUGGGUUGUUUUUUUUUUCACUUUGAACUUUGACGGUCCAUAUCUCGAGAACCAAUGAUUAUUUCGAAAAGUGGUCAACUGAAAAAUUGUUGCAAAUUUUAUGCUUAACAACUUUGUAAUUGAUCAUUUUGCCUCAAAAUAUCUCAUUCUCAAGUUAUGCGCCUAGUUCUGAAGAUCACGCAUUUUAAAGCUUCAAUUUCUCAGCCCUGGCUCCAAGAGCUCUACGAUCGAGAGAUGGCGAAUCUUUGUCACCUGGGCCGCGCCUCUUUUGUGAGUUUUUGCAAAAAUCGCAAAACCUCACCGAAUAUUGUCAAUUUCAGAGACUGAACCAAGAGCAGAAACUGCCAGCAAACGCCUACCACACAUACGGCCUAGUCGUGGCCCGAUCCGUCCCAAAUCCCUAUCAUUUUUUGUCUAAAAACCCGGAAAAGUGCAGUUUGGUCUAUUGUCAAGAGAUUGGAGUCCUCAGAUCGAUGGAAGUUUCGAAUGUCAAGGUUGUGAGAGUCGAUAUUGUAUGACAACUAUUGUUUUUCGCCAUUUUUCAGACGGGCGAUUGGAUCGUCAUGACGGCAAAAGAUAGGCGGUACGAAAAUAAAGGAGGACAGGCGGGAAACCACUUUAAAACGGUGACCGCCACCAAAAUCAGCGUUUUGCAUGAAAAACCAGUGUAUACAAGAGUUGAGGGUGGACAAAUUGAGGUUUGGCACUUUAAACGAGUACGGUAGGGGUUAGAAGACGUCAUUUUGAUUCUAAAAAAUUUCUUGCGAAAUCUUGACAUCUAGUAGGCCAAUUUUGUAGUUGACAACUUUUUUCUGCGCUCACUCCCCGGGAUACUGUAGCGCUUGGAAGUUAGGGCUGAACAGCACAUGCUUCGAAUUGAUGCCAACUUCAAAGAGCUACAGUACCCCAGAAAGUGGUUGUAUCAAAAAGUUGUCAACUACAAAAAUGUAGUUUAGAAAAAGUACUUUAUUUUUGUAAUUGACCACUUUUUACUACACCCACUCCGAAAAGUACUAUAGCGCUUGGACCCCGUUCGCGGCCGUUGUUUUUGAACGCCAACUUCCAAGCGCUACAGUACCCCGGGGAGUGACCUUGGAAAAAAGUGAUCAACUGCAAAAAUAACGUACUAGAUGUGAACUUUUCGCAAAAAAAUUUCUAGACCAACAGGACGUCUCCGAACGCUACAAUACUCGUUUCAAUUAAACCGCUAUUGUAUGCCCACUUUUCAGUGUCUCACCUCGUUCAUCUACAAGCCGAACGACUUUGAAUCGCCGGAAAAUCGCAAAAUCUCGAAUAUCGAUCAACGUUCACUGGGAUUCACUAAAAAUGCGCACUUUUACGAUGCAAAUUUGGGCAAAAUCGAAAUUUAUCCGACCAUGAUCAAACAAAUUGUUGUGGUACGUAAAGUUUGACAAUAUUUGCUGAAAAACCGACAAUAUCUAUUUCAGACUAUUGAAAACCAUCGAAAAACGCUCGGCACCGAAGAGUUGUCGAAGCGAAAAGAUCGGAAAAUUCUGAUCGUCGUCAAAGUUCGACUUUUCACUCAUUUUCUCGCCAAAUACAAGUUGGAUCCGGCCGGAUCACUCUUUUUUGCUCAUUCCGUACAUUGUAUUCAAUAUCAUCUGGGCGGAGAGCAAAUUUGCGAACAACUCGAAGUUGGGCUCCAGAAUUUGAGCAUUUGA
Messenger RNA from Caenorhabditis sp. 36 PRJEB53466, 2213 nucleotides. The record is from the annotation of a GenBank genome assembly. Lineage: Eukaryota; Metazoa; Nematoda; Chromadorea; Rhabditida; Rhabditidae.